AACAGCGGGCGGACCCGAGCCAGCUAAAAUCUAUUAUAGAUCAGUUCUACGGUAUGACGUGCGUUGACGUGCUUCGAAGAAUUUCUAUACAAGCGAAAAGUUCCUGGCACGUCCAAGAUGUCUGGCUCUGAUAGUCAUAAGGGGAGUUUGGAGGAGGUCAGUUAUGAGGGAGCUGCUGGUGCUGAGCUGUCCAGUUGUGCCUUGGAGAUGCUGAAAAGGGAACGAGAAUCCAUACACAGCCCCUCAGAGAGCCCUGGUGCUUCAACAAUUCUCCCAUCUGCCCUUGUGCAGGGCUACGAUGUGGAGUUUGACCCACCACUUGAGAGAAAAUAUGAAUGUCCUAUCUGCCUCAUGGCUCUCAGAAAUGCCAUUCAAACACCAUGUGGGCACCGUUUCUGCAAGAGCUGCAUCGAGAAAUCGAUUCAGGAUACAGGACAGAGGUGCCCAGUGGACAAUGAAAUGCUGCUAGAAGACCAACUGUUUCCUGAUAAUUUUGCCAAAAGGGAGAUUCUUUCCCUCACUGUCCGCUGUCCAAAUGCAGGCUGUACUGACAAAAUGGAGCUCCGACAUUUAGAGAAUCAUUUGGCACAGUGUCCAUUUGCAACCAUGGCCUGCCCGCAGUGCCAGGAGUCUGUGAGAAAAAGCUACUUGGAGGAGCACAAAACCAUAGACUGUCGAAGAAGACCGAUGUGCUGCCCAGAUUGUGUUGCAAGCUUUGUAUAUGAGGAGAAGGAUCUUCAUGAGCAGCAGUGUCCCUUUGCUACUGUCAUGUGCCAGUUCUGUGAGCUGGCUCUCAUUAGAGACCAGAUGGACUCUCAUUGUGAUACAGAUUGCCCUAAAGCCCCUAUUGCUUGUACCUUUAGCACUUUUGGAUGUAAGGAAAGGAUGCAGCGACACAAUCUGGCUCAACAUAUGCAGGAGUUCACUCAGAUGCACAUGCGCUACAUGGCAGAGUUUGUGCGCUGCCUUAGCCUUAACGGCACCACACCAAAGUCACUCAGGGCUCUUGGACCUUCUGUUUCAUCUGAGGAUCAAGGAGCUGCAUCUGCAUCAUGCAGAGGAAUUGCAAGCUGUGGCCCAUGCCAGCCAAGUGAAGAAAUGCAGAGGAUACGUGAAAUAGAUGGACGAUUAGUAAAACAGGAUCAUCAGCUCCGUGAGCUUAUCAUCUUAGAAGAUACUCGGGUUGGACAGCUUGCACAGCUCCAAAAAAGAGUAGCUGUUCUAGAGGAGACAGUAAAGGAAUUGGAGGCACAACAAUGUCAUGGUAUCUUCAUCUGGCGUCUCAGAGGUUUCUCAGCCCACCUGCGGAACCAAGAAGCUGGCCUGCCAGUGGUUGAGCACAGCCCAGGCUUUUACACGGGCCAACCGGGCUACAAACUGUGCCUCCGCUUACACCUGCAGACUCCCAAUGCCCCUCGCUGUUCCAACUACAUCUCUCUCUUUGUCCACACCAUGCAGGGAGCUUUUGAUGGAAACCUGAGCUGGCCUUUCCAGGGCACUAUCCGCCUUGCCAUUCUAGAUCAGGGCCCUGAUGCGCAACAUCACAUGGAGGUGAUGGAGACGAAGCCAGACCUUCAAGCCUUCAAGAAACCUACCAUUCAGCGCAACCCUAAAGGUUUUGGUUAUGUAACUUUCCUGCACUUGCAUCAGCUGAACCAACGAGCUUUUGUCAAGGACGACACCCUCCUCAUCCGCUGCGAGGUAACACCACGUUUUGACAUGUUCCAACGUGAGGGACCCCCAGUUCAGCCAAGAGGCCCCGAGGCUUCCCGGGACUAAUUUAUAUUGCAUGUCAUUCAUGUUCCCCAGACUGUGUUGAAUGUGCAAAUAUGAUGGUACUUUCUCACCGGAUUUCAAAUCUCUUUGAAUGAUUCUUUAAUGCAGUUUAUUUUAAUCGGGUCUAGGGUUGGGCAUCGAGAAUUAAGAACCGAUUGGAACCGGGGCUCACAUUCCGGUUCUCCCAAAAUCGUUCAAAUGUCAAAAUUUUGGUCCGCAUUUUCAAUGUCUACAGUCUGCCAAUCCCAAAAAAGUGGCAACAACCAUGGAAAAGCGGCAAAAAACAACUAAAAAGAACAUGCGCGUAGACAAGCUUGUGCCUAACAUCUACAGUGAACAAAGGUAUGUUAAAAUACCUCAGUGAAAAACUUGGAUUAAGGUUAUGUUGCGCAAAGCAGUCUUUCACAAUGUGCUGAAGUCUGAGGCGCUCCCUCCCGGUUUGCACCUCAGCCUACGUCGCACGCAGCUUCAGUCAAGUCGAUUGGGUGAGUGUUAAACAAAAAUGUCUAUACCAAAAUUGAGGCAGUUAACUUCACCGAAGGUGAAAUUUGUAACUAUACAUCACAAAAAUGUCUCACGGUAUCACAAACUAUAACCUUGUCUUUCAUCGUUGGAUAGGUAAAGGAAUUUUGCAAUUUUUGCAGAGCAUUUAGUUCCAUUCAUUACUCUUUUAAUUGCACAUUGUUUUACUUGCAUUUUUACUCAUCGCUUGAUGCUACUUUUCAUGCCAAAAUAUUGAUUUCAGGUGCUUACCCUUCAAAAUAAAAUGCUAUGCGCUUAAAAGAGGAACGAGGGUGUUAAAAUUUGAACAAAUAAAGCAUUUCACGUUAAAACAUUGCCAAAUACAUAUUUCGACUACUAUAUUUAAGUUUUAGCUGAAACAAAUAAGUUACAUACAGUUCUUGAAUGCAUGUGUGUUCCUUCCACACUCAAUGGCUUUUAGGUUAUAGGUUUGAUAUUGAUAUUGAUUAUGAAGAACCCAGUCAAAUGUUUAGUUUAUGCUGUGGUCUGAUAAUAAAAUGGACACUCUUCAUUUAAACUAUGCACUUUUUUGGACCCAGCACUCUAAAAGAAUCAUAAUCUAGAAUCGUUUGGAACCAGAUUUGAAAUGAACUGGGAUCUGAAUCGUUCAAAUUCAAACGAGGCCCAAUCCUAAUCAGGUCAGAAAUGUUCUGCGUAAGCACAUCUUUUAACAAGCACAUUCAUUCAUUAGUGUCGAAGUGUCGAUUUUCUCGGAAGCAAUAGACCAAGGGUCGGGAACCUAUGGCUCGUGAGCCAUAUCUGGCUUUUUUGAUGGUGCAUAUGGCUUGCAGAGCCCUCAUAACAACAUGUGAUUUCUGUCAUGCAGCUAACGCAAAUGACGCUGAGGCAGUUUGUCCUAGUAGAGUUGCCAUAGUUUGCUGUGGCAGUCGUUAUGCACAGGCGCAGAUGGGUCGAAUGGAGAUCUGGUCGGAACAACUAGUUAUGGAAACACUUUUGACAAAGGUCGCUCAAAGAAAAAAGAUGAGGAGUACCGAAGUUUUCAACAAGAAUGGACAGCCUUUGGUGAGAGAGUGAUAGGGUUCUUCUGUGUGUCUACAUUCACAGAAGAAAGAGUAAAGCAAAGCAUUCAUACUUGAUGUUGCCAAACAUUUUGACAACUUCGCAUAAAGACAAGAUAAACGAAUAAAUUACAUACCUUUGUCUGCAAGAACUGUUCACCAUCAACCAUCACGAUGCCAAAUCAAAUUAAAUUACGUUCAAGAUUAACGGAUGGAAGUCUCAACACCUGCGUGAAGCUCAAUCUAACAAUGUAUCAAACAGAUUAUAAGGCCAUCAGCAAAACCAUGCAGCACCAGAUGUCACAUUAAUGGUAAGAAGUACUUUUGCCAUCAUUGGUUAGCAACAGCGUAACAAUAUUAUUUGAAAUAAUAUAGAAUUAUUGUACUCUAAAAGCGUUGACCCUCCAUAAAUGCGCAAAUACACCUGUAUUUAGUUUUUAAAAUACUGUAUGGCUCUUUUGAAAUUACAUUUUAAAAUAUUUGGCAUUUAUGGCUCUCUGUCGAAAAGGUUCCCGACCCCUCCAAUAGACUGUUACUGUUUGCUCUGUUUUAUUUUUAAAUAUUUUUUUUAUUUUUAGUAUUCUUACCAGCAUAAGUAGAAAAACAAUGUGUAGAAGUCAUUACCAAGCUCCUUUAUUUGUGGCACCGAAUGAAUUUAAUGUACAGCAAUUUAAAACAUGAAAAAUAAUUGACUGAAAUAUAUUUUAUGGGUGCAUUUUUUUUAAAGGUUUGUCCAAGUUAAUACCAAGAUUGUGAUUUAAUUGCACAGAAUUUAUCUCUUUAAAAUGUGGAUUUACAUUUGAGUUAUUCUCAGCAUCAUUAACGUAUACUAUUCUAUGCAGGUUAUUAAUGAAAAAUAAUUUAACCAAUAUAUGUCUGAUGUUUGAGAAAAUUUUAACUAAUCAUUGAAAUGUGAUCACUUGAAAUAAAGAUUUUUAUCUGUA
Syngnathoides biaculeatus (alligator pipefish) is the source of this 4261-nucleotide messenger RNA. It is a transcript of the gene traf6, whose product is annotated as TNF receptor-associated factor 6. Gene Ontology annotation, molecular function: tumor necrosis factor receptor binding; ubiquitin protein ligase activity; zinc ion binding. The transcript has 8 exons. Gene Ontology annotation, biological process: regulation of canonical NF-kappaB signal transduction; interleukin-1-mediated signaling pathway; regulation of apoptotic process. The record is from RefSeq and is a predicted model, not a curated record. The coding region runs from base 118 to 1779 and encodes 553 amino acids. Gene Ontology annotation, cellular component: plasma membrane signaling receptor complex. NCBI's taxonomy places the organism in Eukaryota, Metazoa, Chordata, Actinopteri, Syngnathiformes, Syngnathidae.